CUCAUCCUUGACUCACCCCAACAUCUCCAGCCCCCUCGAGGCCGCCUUCAUACUUCCGUCUAUUGUACAUACCAUGAAAAUCGCCAGAUAACCAUGCUCUGCCAAUCUCUUGUCACCAUGCGCACCGCACGCCCACCCAUCACCGUCCUCCCGCGGCCUCGCACCAUCCCACGCGCAUUCCACACACGCCCUCACACACCUUCACAACGAACCUCAAAUCUACCCCUACGCCCUCUCCUCUCAAAACCCCGCCUUAUAUCCCCAUCUAUCCCCAUCUCCCGCCGGCCCUUCACAGCAAGCGCCGGCAACAACGCCCGCAACACCUACAACCGCUUCAACUCCUCCUCCGCACGCCCAUCCCUCUUCCACACAUUAAUCAGCCGCUCCAAACCGCACCAUUAUGUGUUCAUAGGCCUCGGCUUGUCCGGUGCAUACUUCUACAACACCGAAGUAGUCGAGAUGACCGGCCGCCGCCGGUUCAAUUGUGUCUCGCAUGCGAUGGAGUUGAAGAUGGGUGCGCAGAGUUAUAGGGAGGUUUUGGACCAGUCGAGGGGAAGGGUGUUGCCUGAUAAUCAUCCGUUGGCGCAAAUGGUCAAUCGGGUUUUGCAGAGGCUCAUCCCGCAGGCGCCGAUUGAGGGGGCGGAUUGGAGGGUGCAUGUCAUUGUCGAUGAUGGGAAUGCGAAUGCUUUCGUUCUUCCUGGGGGGAAGGUCUUCGUGUAUACGGGCAUUCUGCCGAUUUGUCAAGAUGAGGAUGGUCUUGCUGCGGUGUUGGGACAUGAAAUUGCCCAUGUUGUUGCGAGACAUCCGGCGGAGCGAAUGAGUAAUAGCUUUUUGACGCUCGGCACGGUGUUCCUGAUUUCGUUGCUGUUUGAUGUCUCCGGGAACUUGUCGAGUAUGCUGGUGAAUCUGAUGUGGAGUUUGCCGAACUCGAGGACGCAGGAGGCUGAGGCAGAUAACAUCGGACUGAUGAUGAUGGCCAAGGCAUGCUUUAAUCCCGAAGCUGCUGUGAGACUAUGGCACCGAAUGCAGGAACAAGAGAAAUCGGCACCGCCGCAGUUCAUGUCUACUCACCCUUCAAGUUAUAACCGCGAAGAAGCCAUUCGAGGAUGGCUCGAGAAAGCCGAAAAUGUCUACCAGGAGAAUGGGUGCAGUACUUUUGGAAACUACAUGCCUAGCUUCAAGAAGGCAUACCAGACACAGAGUUCGUAUGGUUGGUGAAACCCUUCCCAUAGACUCAUCCUCAUUGUAUCAGAGAUUAGAUAGUGCAUCGAAUACUCACCUCCUUCUUUCCGCAAUUCAUGCGGCAUACAUCCUCGCAUACUGUACAACGGCC
Penicillium brasilianum is the source of this 1333-nucleotide messenger RNA. The record is from the annotation of a GenBank genome assembly. Lineage: Eukaryota; Fungi; Ascomycota; Eurotiomycetes; Eurotiales; Aspergillaceae.